Messenger RNA from Cyclopterus lumpus (lumpfish), 6492 nucleotides. RefSeq names its product catenin (cadherin-associated protein), delta 2b (gene ctnnd2b). Gene Ontology annotation, molecular function: cadherin binding. The coding region runs from base 311 to 3913 and encodes 1200 amino acids. Gene Ontology annotation, biological process: cell-cell junction assembly; dendritic spine morphogenesis; cell-cell adhesion. Lineage: Eukaryota; Metazoa; Chordata; Actinopteri; Perciformes; Cyclopteridae. The transcript has 24 exons. Gene Ontology annotation, cellular component: plasma membrane; adherens junction; nucleus. The record is from RefSeq and is a predicted model, not a curated record.
GCCUCAGUGAACACCGUGUGUGUGUGUUUCGUGGCCCCUCGAGGAGGGAGAGAGAAAGAGACAUAGAGAGAGAGAGAGAGAGAGAGGGGGGCUGAGUUGCAGUCAGCUCAAGUGACACUGGAGUCUCUCUCUCUCUCUCUCUCUCUCUCACCAUGUCUUUCUUUCUGCCCCUCUAAUCACUUGCUGUGUUUGACCCGGGACAGAUGAGAGUUUGGAGGAGGGAGAGCGAGUGUUGUUGUUGCUUUUUGACCAUAUGGGGAGCAACGAGAAGCGGGAUAGUCGCUGUGAUUCUGUGUCCUCUCUGUGAAGCAUGGUCCAUGUGAAGGAGUUGCAGUUUGAACGUCUGACCAGGGAGCUGGAAGCCGAGCGACAGAUCGUUGCCAGUCAGCUGGAGAGAUGCAAGCUUGGCUCUGAGACUGGGAGCAUGACGAGCAUCAGCUCAGCAGAUGAGAAGUUUCGCUGGAACAACCAAGACGGACAGAAGGACAUCGAGGAGGAGCUGACGACAGGCUUGGAGCUGGUGGACUCCUGCAUCCGAUCGCUCCAGGAAUCCGGCAUCUUGGACCCGCAGGACACGACUACAGGAGACAGACAAGGACUUCUGUCCCAAAGCGCUUUGCAGCUCAACCACCAGGAUGCCUAUGCAGCAGCUGGUUACCAUAGUAACCACGGGCUGGCACUUGGGGAAUCGACCAUGGGACGAUGCGGGCAGGUUGGAGGGGCUGUUCACAGCUACAAUCAGGUGACAUCCAGCCGUGCGGCCGCCCACCUAGUGGGAACGGACUCUCCCUCCCAGUCCCAGAGAGACUCGUUCGCCCAGCAGGCCCACGGCAGCGCCUUCCACAUGCCCACUGAGGUCGGGUCUGCACCUGCCGGACCCCCCAUGUAUUACUCCUGCGCCACUUUGCCUGCUCAGCGCGUGAGCUCCCCUCUGCAUGCAGUGGGAUCCCCUACCAAGCUGCAGCGCCUGGGAUCGGCCUCCUCCGACAUGCCCAGCUACGCCACGCUACAGAGGGUGUCCUCACCCAAGCAGUCGCCCAGUCGACUCGCCAGGUCCUACAGCACGUCAUCGCCCAUCAACAUGGUAUCAUCGGGCGCCGCUGGCUCCUCCUCCCCCCUCCCCAUGGCAGCCUCCCCGGGGGGAAACCACUCCUCGUCGCCCAUCCACCAGCUCAGCUCCGUGGUGGGCAGCUACGCCACCCUGUCGCCCAAGCGCAUGAUGCAUCACAUCGGAGCAGACGGCUACAAGAUUUCCCACGAGCUGUACGCCAACGCAACCCUGCAAAGGCCUGGGAGCCUGGCAGGUAGAGGCUCCAGAGGCUCCUACAGCAGCCAGCACACCCACCUGGGCUCCGAGCUGCGACCUCUGCAGUCUCCCGAACACCACAUUGACCCCAUCUACGAAGACAGAGUCUACACCAAGCCCAACCUGAGAGGACAAGUGGUGAACCAAUUGUACCAAGAGGUCCUCAACUAUCUGUACUGUCCCUACUCUCCUCUCCCUGCUUUAGCCCCGCCUUCUCCCGGUGUUGACCCAAUCCCCUUGCAGCGAACGGGGAGCCAGAGCGCCACGGGCACCUUUCAGCGAGGCAGCUUCUCAGCAGGAGGCGGUGCGGCCGACUACGCCAACCCGUAUCGCACUCUGCAGUUCUGCCCGUCCACCGAGUCGCCUUACAGCAAGUCGGGCCCCGCCCUGCCCCCCGAGGCCGCCUUGGGCCGCUCUCCGUCAGUGGACAGUAUCCAGAAGGACCCAAGGUACGACCCCGAAUUCCUUGUGUGGAAUCAAAAUCAAGCCGAGCAAAGAAUGACAAAGGAGUUCGGCUGGAGGGAUCCAGAGCUGCCGGAGGUGAUCCAGAUGUUGCAGCAUCAGUUCCCAUCGGUCCAGUCCAACGCCGCUGCCUACCUCCAGCACCUCUGCUUCGGAGACAACAAGAUCAAAUCUGAGAUCCGGCGGCAGGGUGGAAUCCAGCUGCUGGUGGACUUACUGGACCACCGGAUGACCGACGUGCACCGCAGCGCCUGCGGAGCCCUGAGGAACCUGGUGUACGGCAAAGCCAACGACGACAACAAGAUCGCCCUGAAGAACUGCGGCGGCAUCCCGGCUCUGGUGCGACUGCUCCGGAAGACCACAGACGUGGAGAUCCGAGAGCUGCUCACAGGUGUUUUGUGGAACUUGUCGUCAUGCGACGCCCUGAAGAUGCCCAUCAUCCAGGAUGCCCUCGCCGUGCUGACCAACGCUGUGAUCAUCCCCCACUCGGGCUGGGACACGUCCCCGCAUACACAGGAGGACCGCAAGCUGCACCUCCACUCCUCCCAGGUCCUCCGCAACGCCACAGGCUGCCUCCGGAAUGUGAGUUCUGCAGGCGAGGAGGCCCGGCGGAGGAUGAGGGAGUGCGAGGGCCUGACAGACGCUCUGCUCUACGUCAUCCAGACCGCUCUGGGGAGCAGUGAGAUCGACAGCAAGACUGUAGAGAACUGCGUGUGCAUCCUGAGGAACUUGUCGUACCGUCUGGCCGCAGAGACGUCUCACAGCCAGCAGGGGGGGUCGGAGGAGCUGGACGGUCUGUUGUGUGACACCGGUGGCAAGGACGCAGAGAGCUCCGGAUGCUGGGGCAAGAAGAAGAAGAAAAAGAAGGGGCACGACCAGUGGGACGGCGUCGGCCCAUUUCCAGAAUUGGCGGAACCCCCGAAGGGCAUCCAGAUGUUGUGGCACCCCACCAUCGUCAAGCCCUACCUCACACUGCUGUCGGAGUGCUCCAACCCAGACACCCUGGAGGGAGCAGCUGGGGCUCUGCAGAACCUAGCUGCUGGCAGCUGGAAGUGGUCGGUGUAUAUCCGGGCCGCAGUGCGUAAGGAGAAGGGCCUUCCCAUCCUGGUGGAGUUGCUGAGGAUAGACAACGACCGAGUGGUUUGUGCCGUGGCCACCGCGCUGAGAAACAUGGCUCUGGACAUCAGGAACAAGGAGCUCAUUGGUAAAUAUGCAAUGAGGGACCUGGUGCACCGUUUGCCCGGAGGCAGCAACAACAACAACACCAACGGUGGGGGCGGAGGAAGCACCAACAGCAGCACCCUAGUGGGGAAGACUAUGUCGGACGACACCAUCACGGCGAUCUGCUGCGCACUGCACGAGGUCAUCACCAAGAACAUGGAGAACACCAAGGCCCUCAGGGACGCCGGUGGCAUCGAGAAGCUCAUCGGCAUUGCCCGCAGCAAAGGGGACAAAAUUCCCAGACAUAGUCCCAAAGUCGUGAAAGCAGCAUCUCAAGUCCUGAACAGCAUGUGGCAAUACAGAGACCUCCGCAGCCUCUACAAAAAGGACGGCUACUCCCAAUACCAUUUCGUCGGCUCCUCCUCCACGAUAGAGAGGGACAGACAGCGCCCUUAUUCUUCCUCUCGCACUCCGUCCAUCUCUCCCGUACGGACCUCACCCAACAAUCGAUCAGCGAGCGCCCCUGCUUCCCCCAGGGAGAUGGUGGCGCUGAAGGAGAGGAAGGCAGACUACGAGUCGACUGGCAAUGCCAGUUACCAUGGCAACAAGGGCGAACACAUAUCCCGGAAAGACGCCAUGAUGGGUCAAAUCUCCAGUGGGUCUUCCACGCUGCACAGAGGAGCAUACGUGUCGCCCACUGAUGACCUGAAGUACAACCAGAUUUCAUCUCAAGGCCUGCCUUCAGAGCCCUACCCUCCUUUCCAAAACCCUCCCCCGCCUGAAAGCGUCAACUACGAGGACCAGGCCUUCUACGAGAACCAGGUUCACGCGGGAGGGCGCCCCCCACAGGGUGACCUCAACAUGCACCUUCAGGGCCUCAAGUCCACCGGCAACUAUGUAGACUUCUACUCCGCCUCGCGGCCCUACAGUGAGCUCAACUACGAGACCAGCCACUAUCCAGCCUCACCAGACUCCUGGGUCUAAGGGAGCCAAGGGUGGAGGAUCAGCAGCACAAGGAGAGGAUGGAUGGUGAAGUGGGUAGUUUAAGAAGAGGUGUAGAGAAGAUGAGAGGACAGGUCCCCCAUCCUACUCUGUAGUUCCUGAGUAGCAUCAUAGAUAGCAGGACGAUGGUGGGGAAGGAUGGAGAGCAGGAGAAAAUAUAAGAUAUUAAAACUCCUCUCAGACAUCUGAGGGAGGAGGGAGAGGGGACAAAGGAGGAACAGAAGCGAACGGAGGAGUGGCCAUGCAUGUGCAUGCACACCACCACCAAAACUGACGGACACGUUUUCUCUCUGUGUUUAGUUUGUGAUCAACUGCGAGAAAGUUCAGCAGAACAGAAAGACCUCCUGCGCCCGAAGGCCUCCGGAUACAGAACGUAAGAGGGACAGACACAACGAAAAAGAACGUGGAGGGGAACGAUGGAAGUGUGUAUGGAGGUGAAGAAGGACAAUGAAAAGAGAACAAUUAAUCGCUGGACUCAAAGAGUGGAAAAGCUUUUUUGGGGGUUUGCGAAAUGGAACGUGUAAGAGCACCCGGGAGAAAACCUGUAAAUAUGUGGUAUAGCAACAUGGCUUUUAGUAAUGUGAAGCACAAGAAGCAGAGCUGUAGGACAUGUAGGACGUCUGUCACACAAACCUUUGUUUCUCUCUGUGGCUCCAGUGUGAUGUAUCCUCCUCUGGGCGAAGAGCGCCUCUGGACUGGUUAUUUGUAACCGUUUAUUUUCUUUUUCUUUUGUUGUGUUUCUACUUUUUUUAUUCUUGAUUCUGGUUGUAUAGUAUUUGAUGUACACUACAUUUACCGAGAUGCAUUGUGUACUGUACAUUGCACUACUUUCUGUGUCAUGUCAGGCCUCUUUUGCCAUUGGUUCAACCUCACGUCCUCACUAACUAUCCCCCACCGUAAACACACACACACACACGAUUCCUGCACUUUUUCAGAACUCAUGUUAAAAGGUCCAGAUUGAUGUCGAAGCGUUGCUUUUGUUGAAAUAUCGGAUAUGAAUUGGGUAUUUGAAGCAUCAUCUCUGGUAGGUCACGGUGCUCCUUUAACUGCCCUACAGAAUGGCCGUCUCAAACCAUUUUUUUUCCGUGACAAAACUCAUCUUUUUUAUGCUAGUUUCAGUUUUUUUGGCGGUCCACAUUAACACCACGAAUCCUGCUUUUUUGUUCCCAUAAGCUCCUCCUUUGAGGGAACAGUGCUUAUUGUGUAUAUAACCGUGCCAAACAAGGGUUCCUUCCCCUCAGCUGAAGAAGGUGGGUGGGGUGGGUUGGGGGUAUUAGGGGCGUGUUAAAGGGUCCAAGUUCAGCUGAAGCUCUCAGAUCAACAUCCUUGCAGUUCUAGCGAUGCCAGUUUGUAAAUGCUUUGGUUUUUCUAAACUGUGUUUUACUGGGAUGAAACUUGUUUUAACUGCACUGGGACUGGGGAGAGAACGUAAAAAAGAAAACCAACAACAAAAAAAGACAAAAGAAAAUCACGAAAGGACUGUGAAUGGGCGGAGCAAUGCUUCCUCCAAAGUUGUACAAAAUUAGUUGAUUUCUGUGUUGUAAAAUAAUCAGUGUUUGAAGUACAAAAAACAAAAGAAAAUCUUUUCUGAGCGAUGGGUGGCAAUUCUAACUUCAUGGUAGACAAAACUGUUAAUAGAGUACGGAUAUAUAUUAUAUAAAUAUAAAUAUAUACUUUUUAUGUGCAGAUGUGGAUGUCACUUAUAGCAGCAACAUUAUGGGAAAAAAAAGACUUGUAAAAAAACAAACCAAAAAAAACCAGCUACAUGUAGGAGUUUUGUUCACAUUUCAUUUUCUGGUCAACACACUAAAUUGUCGACUUUGUGUAGUAAUGUUGUUGCUAUGUGGAGUAGAGUAGACCAGGGCCCAGGGAUCCACGUUGUCACUAAGGCAGUCCAAAAAAAAAAUUAAUUUAAAAAAAGGUGCUACGUCCACGAGAAGUAUUUCCAACAUGUCUGUAUUUUUAACCGUGCACAAAAACGUUGGUUCUCCUUCGUAUAUCGAUAACAAACGAUUGAUCAUCGGCCACGUGACGGAGAACAACCACGAGUUAGAUUCUUGAAUUUCAUGGAUUCUUGCAUGGAAAAAAAAACAACAUUUCUGAUUAAUUGGUCUCAUUAUGCUACAUAGCAGAACAAUUGCACCCAUGAAUGCAUGAGUAUUUGUUGUCAGUAAAUCUGAAACUAAAUGGGGAUUAAUUCUUUUUUGUUAACAUUUUCUAUGUGAGGAAGGCUACAUUGUAAUACAGACCCUGGUUCUCCCCUGCGCACUGCUGUCUAGAAGUCCUAGAGGUCAUCUUCUGACUUGGAAAAAUAACACAACUGUCCCCACAAAAACACUGGAUGAAGAACAGACUUGCCGUAUUUUGUUAGCGAGCAUCUGGAAACUGACUUAUGUACGUCCCUGUGAUCCUUAGGCGGUGAAACCUGACUGCGAGAUAUGACGUCGGUAACCUUUUUGUUGCUAGACCAAACGUGUUUUGAAAAGAGAAUUGUGAAACUUUCUAUUGCCUCAAACUGAUUGCAACUGCUCCAAAAAAAUAUAAACGGACCAUCGAAGAAA